AUGUCACCAAUCUCUCCACCAAAUUCCGGUUGCCGGAUGUAUGAAGCUCGUUUCCCGGAGGUAAAUACUCCGGUUAUGAUUCAGGUAAAAAAAAUCCUAGAUGUAACAACUCACGUGGCUCUACUCGAAUACAACAACAUUGAAGGUAUAAUUCUGUUAUCGGAUCUCUCGCGAUGCCGUACUCGAAGUGUUGGAAGCUUAGUUCAAGCCGGUCGUAUCGAACCUGCUAUAGUGCUUGAUGAUGAUGCUGAGAAAGGUUAUAUCUAUUUGAGCAAAAAACGGUUAACGAAAAACGAUAUUAAAGUUUGUGAAGAGAGAUAUGCUAAGAGCAAGCUUGUGCACUCGAUUAUGCGUCACGUUUCUAAAACUAUGAAUGUUGAUCUGGAAGAUUUGUACAUCCAUGUUGGCUGGCCUUUAUACCAAAAGUAUGGUCAUGCAUUUGAGGCAUUCAAAUGUAUUGUUAAUGAUCCUGAUUACGUGCUUAAGCCACUGAAUCGCGAACUUAGAGAAAUUGGUGCAGAUGGGAUGGAGGUGACUAAGGUGGUUCCUGCCAUAUCAAAGGAUGUGAAAGAGGCUUUGGUUACAAAGAUUAGAAGACAAAUGACCCCAAAACCAGUAAAUCUAAGUGCAUAUAUUGAGAUGACAUGUUUUGAAUAUGACGGUGUCCUCCACAUUAAGGAAGCCAUGCGAAAAGCUGAAGCGGUUAGCACCAAGGAGUGCCCAGUGAAAAUGAAAUUGGUUGCUGCACCUAUAUAUGUUAUUAUUACUCGGACUCUAGACAAGGAACAAGGGAUCAAAAUUCUUAAUCAAGCGGUUGCUGCUUGCAUGAAUUCAAUAGAGGGGCAUAAAGGCAAACUUACCAAAAAAGAGUCACCUCGAGUAAGUGAACGAGAGAAACUGCUUGCAGAACAAAAGGCUUAUCUUGAACUUCACAACGUAGAGGUUAGUGGUGAUGCAUAUAGUGAGUCUAUAGAUGUUGGACAUUUCGUGAUCAUGUGAUAACAUAUGUGGAUUACAAGAUAGCAUCGGUUAACUUUUGUCCUAGUUCGUGUAAUUGUUGGCGGAUUUGGUUAUAUGUGGUUUUCGUUGUUAGAAUUGUGGAUUUUGCACUUAGCAACAUCAUUGACAUGCGCUGUUAUUGGGUAACAUGGAGUAUGGAGAGAGAGUCGUUUUGGGUUUCAUGAACAGUUUUACUCCCAGUUUGAUUACUUUUAUA
Erigeron canadensis is the source of this 1216-nucleotide messenger RNA. Its product is annotated as eukaryotic translation initiation factor 2 subunit alpha homolog. NCBI's taxonomy places the organism in Eukaryota, Viridiplantae, Streptophyta, Magnoliopsida, Asterales, Asteraceae. The transcript has 7 exons. Gene Ontology annotation, molecular function: RNA binding; translation initiation factor activity; ribosome binding. Bases 1 to 999 code for a protein of 332 amino acids. Gene Ontology annotation, cellular component: eukaryotic translation initiation factor 2B complex; multi-eIF complex; eukaryotic 48S preinitiation complex. The record is from RefSeq and is a predicted model, not a curated record.